Molecule: messenger RNA, 468 nt
Organism: Rhopalosiphum maidis (corn leaf aphid)
Lineage: Eukaryota; Metazoa; Arthropoda; Insecta; Hemiptera; Aphididae
Exons: 1
Coding region: 1-468 (155 amino acids)
Source: RefSeq, a predicted model, not a curated record
AUGGAUGGAAAACAUGUGGCUAUAACUGCACCAAUGGGAAGUGGUUCAGAGUAUUAUAAUUAUAAAAAACAUCACAGUAUGGUUUUAAUGGCUAUAGUUGAUGCACAAUAUCAGUUUAUUUUGUGUGACUUUGGAACUAAUGGUAGAGUUUCGGAUGGAGGGGUAUUACAAAACACAAAAUUCUUUCAAAUGUUACAAAAUAAUGAGCUUAACAUUCCAGCUGAAGAACUUGUCACAAAUAGUUCAAGACAUUUACCUUACGUUUUUGUUGCUGAUGACGCAUUUCCGUUAAGAUCGGACAUAAUGAAACCAUUCAGACAAGCCGAUUUGACGUCUUCUGAGAAAAAAAUAUACAACUAUCGUGUAUCACGAGCAAGGAGAAUCGUAGAGAACGCUUUCGGAAUUUUGGCAACGAGAUUUAGAAUUUUUCACACAGACAUUAAUUUAAAUCCAAAAAAAAUUGAGUAA